Molecule: messenger RNA, 2562 nt
Organism: Oikopleura dioica
Lineage: Eukaryota; Metazoa; Chordata; Appendicularia; Copelata; Oikopleuridae
Source: the annotation of a GenBank genome assembly
AUGCUUGCGGGCGAAGAUCAUGAGGUGAAAAUAAUGAACACUUCUAGCAUCGGAGCUCUGAAGGAAGAUCUCCAAGAGAAAACGGGAACUCCGCCAAGUCGCCAAAGGAUAAUUUUCCAAGGCCGAGAGCUCAGUGAUAGAUCCGCCAUUGCCUCGUGUGGUCUUCAGGAUGGCUCAGUUGUCCAUUGUGUUUCUAACGCUCCUCCGUCUAAUGAUACGUCUACCAGUACUCAGGCACAGGCUGCUGCUCCAUCUCAAGCUCGCGUGGAAAUGCACCGCGCUGUGACACUUUUUGUCGCAGCUGCAUCGCGUCUAGACAACCGCCAGACAAGUUCGAUAACAACUGACACAACAGAUCGAAGUAUGAACGAUAUGGACGCACUAGCCACGAACAUGGAAGAUUUGGCUCGUGGAAUGGACAAUCUGCCAGCAAGUUUGAGAUCUCUUGCUCUGGGGCUGAGAGCUGAUACGCCUUCUGAUUUUGAAGCGUUGGAAGCUGAUUUUCGUAAUGCAUCCAGUGCACUCAUGCGUCUUGGAACAGCAGCGUCGCGUAUGUCUAGCGCAAGAAUCAAUUGGUCCGCUCCGCCACCUAGAACUGUUGAGUACCGACAGACUCGUGUGUCCCGAAAUCAAGGCGCGAGAGGCGCAGGAGGCAAUUCAGCAGGAAUAGUCAUUCCGGUCAGCGUCACUGCUAACGCAAAUGGGCAAGACUCAGAUGAUAUUCUCGGAAAUAUCCGUGCUCAAAUUGAAAAUGGCUUGCAAGGAGCUCUAGCAAAUGCGAAUGCUUCGAUUCAAGAACGUCUAGCGGGAACAGGGACGAGAGCUGCGGAGUUAAACGCUCAACUCGACCGACACAUCCAGCAGCACACACAGAUGCUAGACCAAGUGAAUCAACUACGUGACCACUUGCCAUCGGCAGCUAGCACGGCACAAACAACACAAGAGACGAGUUCGACUACUACUUCAUCAUCUAGUCCAUCAAAUAACCAAACUAAUGGACAACAAGCUACACUUCAAGCGCAAGUUAUUUCAAUGGUGAAUAGGCUUGGCGCGAUUGAUGGUGAAGAAGGCGACGACCGACUUGGUGGUAUAAAUGCGAACAUCACAAUCAACGCACAAGUUACACCAAAUAUUCACAUUCGAAUCGUUCCACCAAGCAUGGCCAUGGAGCCUGUUCGAAACAACCGUGGAGAAGAAGCAACUUUCCAUGCUUCGAGUGCCGAAGAUGCGACUCGAAGGGCAACAGGUCUUUCAGCAGAUAUUAUCGAGCAAAUAACUGCGUCUGUGAAUAAUAAUGCUCAAACUGGAAGCCCAAUUGUAAUUGAGUGCGAAAACACCGAUACAAACGGAGAAGUUGGUCGUGUAAUUGGAGAAGCCCUCAGUCAGACUUUCGACAACUUGACGAACCCACAAAAUAUUACAACAAGAGAUGGCGUAGACGUAGUCGGACAGCCCUUCAACGAACGUGAAGCCGCAUUAUUAGAAGCAGCUCAAAUAAGGCCUUCUUCGACGAGAAAUUCUUCAAGAAACUCUUCGAGAAACUCCUCAAGAAGAAGCCAUUCGCCGUUGUCCCCAGCCGCUGAUAUCAGUGGCCCUGAUGUCGCUACGUUUUCUCAAGGAGGGGUAAUUAUUCGUUUCAAAGAAGUUGACCUUGAAAUGCGACUAAUUGACUGGAUCGGAAGUGAAAUCGGAAACAACCCUACACUUCUUCCAUUCCGAUCGUCAAUUGAGUCAAUUCACAUGCGUGAGGUCGUUGCCAUUUUUGACCGGCAAGAUGCGUCUGAAAACUUGCAAGGCAUCUUCCGAAAGAUCGUCAUGUUCGCUGGAAUUUUGGAAGGAGGAAUGCCCGGCAUGUUCAGACUUUUCUUUGGCGACGAGAUGUUGAAAAAGGGAAAGAAAGAUAUUGACGUGAUCGAGUCAAAUAUGAGCCUCCUCCGUCAUACCCUGCGUCUUCUCAAAGAAACAGUUCAUAACCGCGAACAACUCGGAAAGACGCUGCGAAACUUCGCCAAAAAGUUCGUCAAGCUCAACUGCGAAAUAUUCCAAAGUAAACGUGAUUUCAUUCUCCAUGCUGCCAGUUUUGCUAAAGCAAGUAAUGGUUACGGAGUCCGGAGGAGAGAAAUGUUUGAAAAUGCUAUUUAUAUUGCUUCCGUCAGUGACGAUAAAGACCUGCUUAUCGAUGGAUAUGUGAUGGAUAUUCAAGAGACUCCAGUGAAAUUAGAAACAGAAAAGCCUGCCACAGAGCCGGUUGAUGACGGUCUCAUGGAGGACGACAUCGACUCAGAUCAUGAUGAUAUGGUUAAAGAAUCCAAAGCAGUGGCAAAGAGCCCCGCUCAAUCAUUAUCUUCAGCCUCUUCACAGUCGAGUGCACCGGGAAGUCGGAAGAUUUCUACUGAUAAACCGAAAGCCGAAACGAUAACAGAUGAAUGUCUUCCAAAAGAGUGGCGCCCGAUCGUAUCGAGAGAUGCUCAUAUUGUGAGAGAGCAUAGCCAAAAUUCUUCAAGAAAAAACGUCAAGCUAUCCGCCGCUUAUCGAGCGGGAAUGCCUUCAAAACGCCCAUGA